CUAUUUCUCAUAGGUUCGUUUGCUUCUCCGAUACCGCCUGGAAAUAUUACAAUUUUUGGAAAAGAAUUAAUGCAAAAAUUCGGUUUUUUACCCCAUUUUAAAAACAAAUUUGCUAUUGGCCACAUUAUCUAUAACUGGAACGCGGUACUUUUCCUUAAUUUUUCAUAAUGUCGGAUGAUAACAUGGACGGCGAUGCCAUCGAUGAAAACUUCCAAGAGGACGCCGGCUUCGAUGACGACUCCCCAUCCCCGAAUAGCGAAUUUCCCGGGGGUAAAAGGGCACGGGCCGCAAGGGGAGGAUUCAGAUGGUCUAGUGGUCCACCAGGAGGUCCCAGAGAUGGCCCGCCGAGGUUCAGAGGACGAGGAGGUUUUGGACCACCUCCAGGGAUGUUUCGUGGAGGUAGAGGCGGGCCUCCUCCAUUCCUCAGAGGAGGUCCUCCGCCCAGAGGUUUUAAUGGUCCACCACCAAACUUUGGGGAGAAUUGGGGGGGCCCAGGAGGUCCCAGAGGUCCCCCACCUAACCUGAUGAGUGGGCCUCCGUUUGGAGGUGGUAUGAUGAGUGGCCCCUCUGGUGGGAUGAGCAAUGGACCUACCAAUGAACAGACUCCUCCCCUGUUAGACCCGACAGCGGAAAUUUGGGUGGAAACCAAAGCCGGAGAUGGGAAAUCGUAUUUUUACAAUGCCAGGACAAGAGAAACCACGUGGAACAAACCGGAGGGGGGAAAUAUUAAGAUUAUAUCACAGGAUCAAGUUGAAGCAAUGGCUCAACAAGUCACUAGUGUCACCACUCAACCUCAGAACACUUCUACUGCCGCCCAGGCUGCCUUAGCCCAAGCUAGUGUCACUAAUAAACCGGAAGAUCAAGAAGAUACUUCACAAAAAGAACCGGUCUCGGCCGCCAUGUCCCUCACACCAACCAAACAACCGAAUUUAUCCGGUAUGCCGAACCAAGGGCCUCCCGUGGGAAUGAUGGGGCCACCUCCCGGAAUGUCUUUUGGUCCUCCACCUGGUGGGUUUCCGCCAUUUGGACACCCACCGUUUGGACUACCCCCGCCUGGCCAGGGACCUCCCGGAUGGCUACCGCCGGGUGGGCCGUGGGGGUUGCCCCCGGGGCUAAUGCAACCACCGAAUAUUCCUAGUGCAUUACCGGCCAUAAACGAAGCAGAAAUCCUCUCCAAAAUAGAUCCGAACAUUAUAGCCCUGGCUAGAGAAUGGACCGAGCACAAAGCCCCAGAUGGACGUAUGUACUAUCAUCACGCACAAAAGGGCGAAUCCGUUUGGGACAAACCUCAAGCCCUAAAGGAUUUAGAAAAUGCAAAACUUGCGGCCGCCCAAGGCAUUUCAACAAAACCGCCGGGUGAAGAACCACCGAUGCUACUGAAAUCGACCAUAUUGGCCGGACUUACGGACUCAUCUUCAGGUAAGACAUCUAGUUCACAGCAUCAGGAGGCGAACGGUGCCGCGAAUUCGCCGAAAAAGGAGGAGAAUGCCGUGGUGUCGGCGCAGCAGCUGCAAAAGGAUAAAGAGGCGGAGGCGAAGGAGACCUUGGAACGUUUACAGGAGGAAAUCAGGAGGAAAAAGGAGGAGGACGAACGGGAGAAGGAGAAAAAGGCGCAGGAUAAGUCCAGGCCGGUGUCCAGCACGCCCGUUCCCGGAACACCUUGGUGUGUGGUAUGGACCGGAGACGGUCGCGUAUUUUUCUACAAUCCGUCGUCGCGUACGUCGGUCUGGGAGCGUCCCGACGAGUUACUGAAACGCACCGACGUCGACAAAAUGGUGUCGACGGCGCCGGAAGCGUUGGCCGGUAUCGUUAAACCGGACGCGAACGAUGAGAAAACUGAUAAGACAGCCCCGAAGCAGCCGAGAAGGAAUUCGGAGGACAGUGACAGCGAUGCCGGAACGCCCGCUAAAAAACCCAAAGUUGACGUCGAUUUGACCACGGAUUCAAAUGAUGCCCCGGCAUCUAAACCCCAAGAUAUCGGUAAGGAGGCGGCAAUCGAGGCGGAAGUAAGGGCGGCCAAAGAGAGGGCGGUUAUCCCCUUGGACACGCGGAUAACCCUUUUCAAGGAAAUGCUGGCGGAAAAGCAGGUUUCCGCCUUCAGCACCUGGGAGAAGGAGUUGCACAAGAUUGUUUUUGAUUCCAGGUACCUGUUGUUGACGUCAAAAGAGAGAAAGCAAGUGUUCGAGAAGUACGUGAAAGAGCGUGCGGAAGAAGAACGGCGCGAAAAACGUAACAAAUUAAGGGAGAAAAAGGACGCUUUUAAGAAACUUUUGACCGAAUCGCAUUUACACGGAAAAUCUUCGUUUAGUGAUUUCGCACAAAAAUACGCGAAAGACGAACGCUUUAAGGGGGUAGAUAAGAUGAGGGAGCGAGAGAGCUUAUUCAAUGAGUUUCUCAUUGAAGUGCGCAGGAAAGAGAAGGAGGAAAAGUUCCAGAAACGUGAAGCGGUGAGAAAGGACUUUAUCGCUAUGCUGCGAGAGCAUUCGGACAUCGAUAGACACACACAUUGGGUGGAUGCGAAGCGAAAAAUCGACACGGAUUCCCGUUAUAAGGCGGUCGAUUCCCAUCUGAGGGAGGAUUUCUUUAGGGAAUACUGUAAGAUCCUUAAGGAGGAGAAGAGGCGUCGCAAAGAGGAGAGGGAACGGGAAAAGGCCAAAGAGAAACAUAAGAAAAAAGAUAAGGAAAGGGAGAGAAAGGAAAAGCGUGAAAAGGACAAGGACCGAGAAUCGAGCUCCAGAACCGAGGAGAACAACAAAGGGGAAGACGAGGAAGAGAAGAGAAACGUUGACGUUGACGACGUGGGUUCGGAUAAAGAAAUAGAGAAUCAUCACUCCGAAGACGAAAAAGCCAAGGAAGACAAAGAGAAGGAGCGUCAAGCCAAAGCCGAGGCGAGCCUUAAGAGACGCGAGGAGGAAGUGCAAAGAACUUUGGCCACCCAUAUGAGGGACAGAGAUAAGGAGAGGGAGCAACACAAAAGGGACGAAGCGAGACAGCAUUUUAACGCCUUAUUGGUCGAUUUGGUUCGUAAUUCGGACCUAAGCUGGAAAGAAGUAAAACGGAUCCUGAGAAAAGACCACAGAUGGGACCUGGCGGACUCCCUGUCCCGGGAGGAAAAAGAGAAACUCUUCAAUGACCACGUGGACGCCUUACUGAAGAAAAAACGACAAAGUUUCCGGGAAAUGCUCGACGAAACGACGGAAAUGUCGCUGGUGAGCUCCUGGAAGGAAAUUAAGAAACUUAUAAGGGACGAUCCGAGGUAUACGAAGUUCGCAUCCAGCGAAAGGUGUGAACGAGAGUUUAAGGACUACAUAAAAGACAAAAUGAUCACCGCCAAGGGACAAUUCAAGGAGUUAUUACAGGAAACCAAACUGAUCACUCACAAAUCGUUGUCUCUGUUAAGAGAGAAUCAAAAUCAUAUGCAAGAGAUUGAGGAUAUUCUCAAGAACGAUAAAAGGUUUCUGGUUCUGGAUCACAUACCAGACGAAAGAACCCAAUUGAUCAUAACUUACUUGGAGGAUCUGGACCGGCGGGGACCUCCGCCGCCCCCCACCGCCAGCGAACCCAACAGACGCGUCAAAUAAAACCCGAAAUGUUUAGUGUGUUGUGCAAAAGUAUGUGAUUAAGUUAGUUGUAGUUUGAGGUAAGACCUUUUCAUUAAUAAAUGUGUGCAAACUUAGUAAUUUUAUAAAUGAAACGGAGGAGAGAAUUUAAAAUGAAUACCGGGGGGUGUCCCAAUUAUUGUUUUUUCUUUCGAAUUUUUUUUUCGUCGCAUUUAAUUACUUUAAAAUUAAUUGUUUUCCAAAUUAUAGUUGACCCCCCAGCAGGUUCCAUUAUAAUAUUCUUAAUUGUGUUGUGUGAUAAUGAAAUUGUAUGCUCUAAUCACUUUAAGCCCUCUUUAUGGGCAUAUAAUGACGAUAAAUAGUAAUGAAAUAAAACUCAAAGUCACAGGGCUCAAAUUUAUUAGAUUAAAGUCAGAGGAUUACACGUGUUUCGCCCAUACUAGGCAUCAUCGGAUCCACUUGUGUAUUCACCAAUAAAAAGAACAAUAAAAAGAAGCAGAGAACAACACUACAUGAUACACUUUUUCUGACUUUAAUCUAAUAAAUUUGAGACCUGUGACUUAGAGUUUUUUACAUUACUAUUUAAUGUAAGCCGGUCUCUUUGAGAAAAUAUGGACUAUUUUUUGGAAUAUAAUGACAAUAUUGAAAAAUUAUAUUUUUUGAGUAUUGGCACCUCAGACAAGUUUUACCUUAGCGACACCUCUCGCGUUCCGUUUUAAUUGCUGUAAAUUUUAUUCUGAUUUCAUGUAAAAAUUGGUACCAGUAAAGUACCAAGUAUCAUUUUAUAUGUUUUAACUAGUUUAAAAUGCAAUUUAAUUUUUUUUUUUUUUUGCUUUAAUACGAUUUAUUCUUUAGGUUAGGGUUUCUUUGUUAUGCACACGGUGUAAGUAAUUUUUACUUACAAAAAGAUGUAUCAAUAUUGUUUAUUAAAAGUACGAUAGCAA
Anthonomus grandis grandis is the source of this 4504-nucleotide messenger RNA. RefSeq names its product transcription elongation regulator 1. The record is from RefSeq and is a predicted model, not a curated record. The transcript has 18 exons. Gene Ontology annotation, cellular component: nucleus. Gene Ontology annotation, molecular function: RNA polymerase binding; transcription coregulator activity. Lineage: Eukaryota; Metazoa; Arthropoda; Insecta; Coleoptera; Curculionidae. Bases 168 to 3581 code for a protein of 1137 amino acids.